AUGUCGAACCCUCCCCACGGCGUCACGCUGGACGUCUGCAAUCGCUUCAUCCGACCGGCCACGUCAUCCACGCACGUCUCGUACGCCGAGCUUCUGUCGCACACGCCGUUCGUGCAGCCCGCGAAUUGGUAUGUGAGCCACACGUGGCACUACCUCUUCCUCGAAGUCGUCGACGCGCUCUCCGUCUUCCAAGCGAGUCUGUCGUCACCCGCGUCCUUUUGGUUUUGCCUCUUUGUCAAUAACCAACACGCGCAAGCUGCACCAUUUGCGUUUUGGGCCACCCGGUUUCAGCGCUCGAUGCCGGCGAUCGGGCAUCUCGUGCUCGUGGUGACCGAGUGGCGCCGCCCCGUUAUCUUGAAGCGGGCGUGGUGCCUUUUAGAGCUCUACACGGCCGUGUCGACACAUGCCAGCAUCCAUGUCGCGCUGCCGUCGCACCAAGUCGCCGCGGUGCGCGCCCACCCGGAUGCUUUUGCAACGUACGCUCGAACCAUCUCGAUGAGGCGCAGCACAGCGUCGGUGGCGUCGGACAAGGCCGCGAUUGUCGCGAUGCUGCACGCUGCAAUUGGUUUGGACGCUGUUGACGCGACGCUGGCAACGGCCCUCGCGAUGCACUCCACACGUGCGUCCCAGACUCUAGCUACGCUAGCUGUUACAUAGCACAGUUAAUUAACAACCCG
Molecule: messenger RNA, 677 nt
Organism: Saprolegnia diclina VS20
Lineage: Eukaryota; Oomycota; Saprolegniomycetes; Saprolegniales; Saprolegniaceae
Exons: 2
Coding region: 1-657 (218 amino acids)
Source: RefSeq, a predicted model, not a curated record